Molecule: messenger RNA, 2392 nt
Organism: Coregonus sp. 'balchen'
Lineage: Eukaryota; Metazoa; Chordata; Actinopteri; Salmoniformes; Salmonidae
Source: the annotation of a GenBank genome assembly
AUGUUCUGUGUGACCAGCCUGGACCCAGACACACUGCCCUCUGUGGCCACCCUGCUCAUGGACGUCAUGUUCUACUCAGGCGGGUAAGGACCCACUCCUCCUGUUUCACAGAAGGCUGUCACAAGAGGCCAUCUGCCGUCUCUUUGUAAGAGACUAUCAUACACACACUGCCACAGGAGCAUUUAGCUGCUCCAGUUCAGACAAAAAAAAUAUUUAGGAAGUCUAGAACCUGGAAGAGGGUUAGACUUAAGCAAGGGCUGUCAUAGGAUGGUUAUGCUGCUGUUAUGGUUAGACUUUAAAGGUGGAGAAAGAUUUUACUAGCAGACCACUGGAUGACCAGGAUGGAAUGGGAAUGGACCAAAUGUAGUUGAAAGAUGGUUCAAUUGGACAUACUUGAAUCUCAGUACUUUCUAUUCCAGCAUAAAGGAGCCCGGGGCAUCUAGCGAGGACUCCGCACACAUCCGCUUCUUCUCCUUCUCUCUGAUUGAGGGCUACAUCUCUCUGGUCAUGGACGAGCAGACGACACGACGGUGGGUGCUCUCGUGGUCCCGCCAUUUAUAAAUAAAUAAACACAUGGUUAUGGUGUCUAUCACCAUCAGAAAGGCACAACUGCUAUGUCAAUUUGCUGUUUUGAGUCAUUUGUAGACAACUUGUUUGCUGCUGGGUUGUUAGGAAACAAACAUAGAAUAUCAUAAAAAGUUUAUAAAUAAAGAAGUUAAUGUAGAGUUGACAGCCGUUGCAGGUGUCACUUGCAGGGUAACCCGAACAGCUGCAUUACUAAUCACAUGUGGAUUGAACUAAAGGGUUACAGUCCACUACAUUAGUAGAUACUUUAUCAUGGGCUUGUCCUACAUUGGCGAGGUAUCCCUUAUAUGGGUCAGUGUUGUCUCCAAGCUAUGAAGGGGGACAAUAUGUUGACCAAGAUUUUAGUACUUCCGAAGUUAUGUGUUUUUCACCAUAGCAUGUAGGACAGGGAUCAUCAUCUAGAUUCAGCCAUGGGCUGAUUUUUUUUCUUGAGUGGAUGGUCAGGGGGCCGGAACAUAAUUACAAAUAAUUUGUAGACUGCAAAUUGACCGCAAGACGCACAAACAGAUAUAAUAUUUGAAUAAAACAUAAUUUCAAACCUUGCUUACAUGUAUGUAUGUAUGAUCUCAUCUCUCUCUCUAUUAUGCGUGGGAAUACUUUGCAACAUAUUUUUCCUAAAUUAAAAACACUUGGAGCUUAUUUGCUGGUGUUUUAGUAUUUUAUGUCUAACAAAAAUUGUGGCUGCCAGUUGGGGAACCCUGAUGUAGGGCAACCACUGGCCUACAAUCUGAAUUUGACCAAAUCGUUCCAUUUAACACACAAGACAAAAAUAUGUAUUCACUGUUUUCUGAAAUCUUUGAAUGCAUCUGAUGUGAGCGCUACAUUAAAUAAUAGCUUUCAAUGUUACUUGCUAUAGAUUGAAUGAGUGUGUGCAUUCAUUUUCUCAUUUCUUCAUCCUAGGUUUCCCAACAAUGUCCUCUUCACUAGUGCUUCAGGGGAGCUUUGGAAAAUGGUUCGCAUUGGGGGACAGCCUUUAGGAUUUGGUAAGUAAAACCGUUGUGGUUUUCUCUGUUUGGUUUCCACAGGUCUCCCAUAUGUUAGUCAGAUCUCUGUGCAGAGUGCACAGCACCAAGAGACAGUGUAAUCUGGCUAAGAUUAGGAAAAACCAACUGUGAUGCCAAUACGAAUAUUACUUGGCAAUGUGAGGAAUACAUUAAACGCCCAGAUACGCCUCAUGUCUGGUACUCCCGAGUGGCGCAGUGGUCUAGGGCUGUGCCACUAGAGAUCCUGGUUCGAAUCCAGGCUCUGUCGUAGCCGGCCGCGACCGGGAGACCCAUGGGGCGGCGCACAAUUGGUCCAGGGUAGGGGAGGGAAUGGCCGGCAGGGAUGUAGCUCAGUUGGUAGAGCAUGGCGUUUGCAACGCCAAGGUUGUGGGCUCAAUUCCCAUGGGGGAAUCAGUAUGAAAAAAAAUAAUAAUAAUGUAUGCGCUCUGGAUAAGAGCGUCUGCUAAAUGACAAAAAAAAAAAUCUAAAUAUCUGAUAUUCAUGGAUAUCUGUUCUUUAUUCUUAUUGCCUUGUGUCAGACGAGUGUGGUAUCGUGGCUCAAAUAUCGGAACCCCUGGCGACUGCUGACAUUCCAGCUUAUUACAUCAGUACCUUCAAGUUCGACCAUGCCCUGGUGAGUGAUGGUUUACAACUCCACGCCCUCUAUGUAUCUCUCUCUGUUUGUAUAGUAAAUUGUAGAGGUCAGUUUAAACUGGAGCUUUUGGAAUAAAGACUUAACCCCGCCCUAUCUCUCAUAGGUCCCAGAAGAAAACAUCCAGAGUGUGAUUGGAGCUUUGAGGACCAAUGAGAGCGCAGGACAGUGA